Messenger RNA from Wallemia mellicola CBS 633.66, 2358 nucleotides. Its product is annotated as zincin. Lineage: Eukaryota; Fungi; Basidiomycota; Wallemiomycetes; Wallemiales; Wallemiaceae. Gene Ontology annotation, biological process: protein processing. The transcript is spliced from 6 exons. Gene Ontology annotation, cellular component: plasma membrane. Bases 1 to 2358 code for a protein of 785 amino acids. Gene Ontology annotation, molecular function: metalloendopeptidase activity. The record is from RefSeq and is a predicted model, not a curated record.
AUGAACUCUCACGAUGAACAUGAACCACUGCUAAACGAAGAUGAAAUAGGAGACCAGCCACCUCCUAAGCGCAUCUCAAAGUUAAAUAAAAUUCUUUUGGCCGUUAUAAUUGGUCUUAUCAUCUUAUUAAGUGUUUCCGUAGGAUUAUUUGCGGGCGCAGAGGUAAACUACAAAAAAGCUCAAAAUGCUAAAGAAACUAUCACCGUCACGCAAUCUUACACUCCAAAACCUACACAAUCUCCAGGAUAUAACCUUUGUACAACUCAAUCUUGCGUAAAUGCUGCUUCUGAAAUUAUGGAUUCCAUCGAUGAUAGCGUCGACCCUUGCGAUUCAUUUUACGAGUACGCAAAUGGUGGAUGGCUUGAAACCCACCCAAUUCCACCAUCAAAAGGCGUUCGUAGUAUCUUUGAAGAUGUUGGUAACAAAAAUACUGAAAUCGUAAAAUCAAUAAUUCUAGCUAACGUUGGAACUGAGGAAUACUCACCUGCUGAUAAGGCUAACAUGAGAACUAUCAAGACGCUCUACGAUUCAUGCACUAACACAAAAGCUCAAGACAAGAAAGGCGCAGAACCACUCCUUCACCUUACAGACGAACUGAUUUCAAUUUUCAACAAAAGAUACAUCAAUCAAAAGGAGAGUCGUCAAUCCAUCCUCACGCAAGCUGCAGCGUACCUCCAAUCGAAGAACAUCGGCGCCUUGUUUUCAUUUUCACUUGAUGGUGACGUAGGCAAGGAUCCAAGCAAACAAGUUAUGUGGUUAUCACAAGAUGAUGCUUUGUCACUUCCUGAUAAGGAUUACUACGAGGAUGAAAAGAAUGUCAAGUUCAUCGCUGAAAUUACACAAGAAAUCUUGAAGGCUGUACACGAGAGGAAAGACAGCAAACACCACAAGAUCCCCAAGAAUUCUUACCGCAAACUCUCAAGGGAAAUUGCCAGAUUUGAGCAAUAUCUUGCAAGGAUUUCAUGGAACCAAGUUGAUUCAGCAAACCCUAUCAAGACGUACAAUCCAAAGAACUUGACUGAGCUCAGUGAAACUGCCCCAUACAUUGACUGGCCACAAUAUUUUGCUCUUUUGAACCACAACAGCGAGGUAGUUGAACCAGUCAUUGUCCAAAAUCCAGGCUACUUUGAGGCGCUUGACAAUGUUCUUAGUGUUGAUGAGAAGACCCUUGAAGGCUACUUCAUACUCAAGCUUGUACUUAAUCUUGGUUCGACACUUAGUCCAAAGACACACAUUGGCAAAACUGUCAACAGAUUCAACGCACUCAUAAGCGGUACUAAUCCAAAAGCUGAGAAAGACAUCGAGCUUGAUUGCUUGGAAGCAGUUGUCGACCAAGUCGGUUUCUUGGCUGGUAGGCCUUUCGUCUUGGAAGCAUUCCCAGGCGAAAGCAAGUCAAAGUUUGAAAACAUCGUUGACGGCAUUAUUGAUUCAUUCAUUCAUCGCUUACCAAAUCUCGGGUGGCUUGAUGACAAGACGGUCAAAGCAGCCACCAAUAAAGCAAACGUUAUACACAAGAACAAAAAAAUUGGAUACCCAACCUCACAUCCAAAUACUUUAGACCCUGAAGAUCUUGCUAAUUACUAUAGUAUCAAUAAUAUCCUUGAAGAUGACUGGUUUGGCAACACCCUUAGGUCACAGGAAGCAGAAGCUGUCAGGAUGUUCAACAAGGCAGGUAAAAAAGCAGAAGGUGAAUGGGAUAUGAUACCAACCGAAGUCAACGCCUACUAUCAACCAUCUAAGAACGAGAUCGUCUUCCCAGCUGGUAUCCUUCAACCACCAUUCUUCAAGGCUGAUUGGCCACAAGUGCUCAAUUAUGGAUCGGCAGGUAGUGUUGCAGCUCAUGAGCUUUGUCACGCAUUUGACCAUGUUGGUCGACAAUACGAAGCUGACGGUAGACUCAUUUUUGAUGGCUCAUGGUGGAGCAAUGAAACAGUACAAGCAUUCAUAGAACGCGCUGAAUGUAUUGUCAACCAAUACAACAACUUCACUAUGCCAGGACCAAGAGGACAAGAGCUUAAUGUCAAUGGUCGUUUCGUUGUAGGUGAAGCUAUUGGUGAUCUUGGAUUGGUUCAAGCAUAUAACGCAUGGAAGAAUGCAGAAGCGGAAGAAAAGUCACUGAGAUUGCCUGGUGUUGACUUCACGGAUGAACAACUCUUCUUCAUUUCCUUUGCUAGAGGAUGGGCUCGUAGUACUCGUUUAGAAGAAAAUCUUAAGCGUAUCAAGACCGACCCACACGCACCUCCUAAAUGGAGAGUCGACGGUACUCUUCGCAAUACACCAGAAUUCGCCAAAGCAUUUGGUUGUAAAAAGGGCAGUUUAAUGAACCCUCCAGACUCAGAACAAUGUCGCAUGUGGUAA